Mycena citricolor is the source of this 3821-nucleotide messenger RNA. The record is from the annotation of a GenBank genome assembly. Lineage: Eukaryota; Fungi; Basidiomycota; Agaricomycetes; Agaricales; Mycenaceae.
UCCAAGCGCUCGUCUGAUCGUCAACCACCGCGGCUCGUUCAUACCACGAGCCAGGACAAAUGCGGGAAAUCGCGCUUUGAAGUGUCGGACUCAAUUCCUGCCAGUGCAAUGCUGCGCUAUCUGAGAGCGUCUCAGCUCUAUCUCGCCGGGACUCUGGCGCUCCAUAUUCAGUCCCAGCAGCUGCGUCGCCAGGUCUCAUAGACGUCUUCUGCCACGAAUCCCCGACCCUCCACGCCAUCCACGAGCUAUUCGACGCUGCGUUUCUGGAUCGACUACUCCCACCUUUCGAAUCACCGACGGGUACAUGCGCUGCACGGGAGCACCAGGAAGGGCAUGGGAGCGGGACGAGAAGGCGGAAGCGGAAGAGCACUACGCUCGUAUACGGGUUGAUGCAGAGCCCAGAGGCUUGGGAUUUAGACUCGACGUCGAACCGUUCGCUGACGGCGGAUGGAGCGUAAGCAUUCAGCUUGACGCUGUCUCCCUUUCUGGACGCGUUUCAUUGGUUGGCAAUGGACUUGGAUGCGACGCAGAUGACAGGCAGUCUUGAGCGUGUGCGCCUCUUCCCGUGCUGAACAUGUAUCAACCAGUGAAUGAACUCGGCAGACCAGGGCUGAAACGCUCACCUGACCCUACCUGACCCUGCACACUCUCUUGAAUCUGCGCGGGGUUCACUAUAGAACGCACGUACAAGGAGGCUUUCUACCGUGCCUUUGGAUGGGUGUAUGCGCAUCAUCCGUGCGCGGCCAUCGCGAAUCAGCCGGAGCUGGUGUCGCCUGAGUGCGUGCUGCAACGUGAUAGUCAGCGUUCCACGGAUAUUGACAGGAUCCGCUCAACAUUCCUGCCUCCGCCAAAACCGACGAGCUGGGUCCCGAGACACGACCGUCGUCGUUUUAGCAUUCAUGUGCAGGGAACGCGGGCGCUGAUCCGGAGAGAAAAGAGUUCUAGAAUGCUCUCGCACUCGACACCGAUCCCGUGGGUCUCAUCAAGGCUCGCCGUGCAUCGCGAGGUGCUGCGAAUCACGCUCGACUUGUCACGAAGCUCGCGGAGGAUCCGAAAUGCCGCGCUCUGUUCAUCGCUGUGGCUCCAUUGCUUGCCGAGUAGCUUUUCCAGGGGUGGCAGACGUUGCGUGCGGAGAAGCUUGAAUCGGGGCCAGAGUGAUUUGCAAUGCUACGAGAGAUAUCAGUCGCUCCGAAGCAGGCCCCGUAGUCCAAUGGGCGCCCACAACCGGGUCACGAACAUCUGGACUGCAAUCGCGCAGCUGAUCUAUCAAUCAAGGAGGAACCCGAUUCCUGAGAGGCUAUUUCCUACGAUGCUGUCCGCCGACCCCGACUCCCAUGCAGCAGCGGACGUUAUGUGUUCGUACUAUUAGCGCUGGGUGCUAUCUCCGUUGCGCGUUGCAACACAGGUCACGCAGACGCUCGUGUCUUCGAACCUGUGGAUGGAGAUCCGAUAUUCGCGUGUGCCCUCGAUCCGCAUGAAGAACAAUCAUGAGUACUUCUCCGCGCAUGACCCCGAGUCCGAGAGGUUCCUGGUGUUGGUGAACCAGUCCCGGAAGGUCAUCAGCGAGGCGGCUCUGCUUCCGUACCAGAUCGUCACCAAGAUCCUCCGAACGUCGCACCAAAUGAUUGGGAAGGGCAACUGAUACCCAGAGCUGCAGAGAGUGUUAGUGCAGCAGGGCGCUGUGUCGUUGCGGGUCAUGGAAGCACAAUGAAACGCGCUCGUCAGCAGGCGCGAUUAGGGAUCGCUAGACAGUACAGUCGCGGUCUGCGAUGUGUCCGUGUCCAUGGGUGCGCUUUCAGGCAGCCGCCGUGAUGUCGAUCCGAACUUUGCAGCGGUGCCGCUGCUGCUUUCACAGCUUGCACCUCCUCCGUUCGGCAAUGGCUUCAACAUGUGCUCGCAGAACCCUUACUUCGUGCGCCCCGAUCCACAAAAACCGCUGCACGAGCUGGCGCGCGAGAUGUCGCACGCGGAAUGGGGCAUGAACGCGGAUCUGAAUGGCCUCUUCAGGCGCUGGCUCCUCCCGUUGGGGGUCAAGCAUCGCGUAAACAAGAAGGUCAUGGUCAAGCACCUCGUAAUGUUCUCGGACAUGCAGUUUGAUCAGGCGGAGACACCAGACGAUGCCGGCUGGAAUACAAAUCACGAGGCGCUGAAGCAGCUGUACGAGCAUUACUGGUAUGACGUUGUUUUGGGAUCUCAGUCAACAUCGCGAGCGGUGUAGACACGACUAAGAGGGUGGCCCCGUUCUCUCCCGCCAUGCUCAAGCUGUUCAGGGAGACGGUGAUGGGGGCGUUCCAUCCGUGGCAGGAGUCCCUGAAAUCCGUCUUCACUCCCUUGGCUCUUACCCCAUACAAAUGCUCUACCCCCGAACCAAUCUUGUGUAUAUAACACGUCGCGCUGUCUUCAUCAGAACUGUGCUCCCACUGAGAUUUUGACCAUUUCCGUACUGCGAGUGAGUGUUUCUCAUGGAACGUCAGGGGAAAGAUCGUUCGGCAAUAAGAACGAAACUUGAUUCGCAUCGGGAUCGAACCGAUGACCUCUCGCGUACCUGGGCAUGUAAAGCGAGCGUUAUAACCACUAAACUAGCGAACCUGGGCGCGAAAUUCUGGCUGGCGCUUAGGAAUGCGACGCCCAUGACGAAAUGAGUUGCAUGCCUUUUGCCUCACUAGCGUGUCCAUUGCUUGAAAGAAUAUGCAAAAAGAAACUCCCGCGGCUGCAUCCUUACUAGACACUGCGGAGGGGCUGUAACUUAUUCAACAAGGGACGCAUUCCAUGUCACAGAGUCUGUGACAUCACCACGUAGGAGGCAUUGUUGUCUUUCCAGCGAGCAAUGGAUGAAUGGCCAACUUUACAAAUACCACCCAAGGAAGAAAUAGAAACAUGCCACUCAUCUGCACCUGCUCGGCACUCCUCCACUUAUGUCCAUUCUCCCUCGCCUCUACUCUCUGCACAGACGACCCUGCUCUGACAGAGACCUUGCCACCAUCCUCGAGUUCCGGAAUGCGCUUCGAAGACACUUGGAGCUCCCGAUGUGGAAUUCGAUUCUUCCGCAGCUAAGUUCGGAGCGGUAUCUCAAGGAGCAGAAGAUGUACACCACACUGAAGGCUUCUCUGGCCCGCUUUGACGAGCUUCUACGCGCCGGCAUCCAUCGGCUCCCGGCUGACGUCCUCAGCCUCAUAUUCCGUAAAGUGGUUCUCUCCUGUGCCACCGGCCACUCCACUGUGCAGGCGUCCAUACUGGCCGGUGUGACGCGUCAAUGGCGCUUGAUCCUGCUUGCUGAAUGCAACGCGGAUUUGUGGACCCACGUUGAACUGCACGUCGCACGGCUCUGGAUGCCGUUCUUUACGCGCUUAUGUUUCAACCGAGCCGGCACUCAACAUCUUUCGCACAUCACCGUUCUCGUGCAGCGCGAGUUCUGUCCGUACGCCGUAGCAGAUGCGAUCAAGCUCGUCACCACACGCCUCCGCUACACCAAAUCUUUGCGGAUCCACUUCGAAGACGAGGCCUUGCCACCGGUGGAUCAGCCGCGAGCCAAGUACAAGUUCUGGCCGAUUCCGAAAGCGGCGAGCUGGGAGGACGAGAAUUAUCCUCUGGACGAGUUUGAGUUCGACGUUCCGAAGGGCAGCGAGGUGGAUGUUUGGCUGGCAGAGUUCCUUUGGCGUGCGGGGAGACUCGACCGGCGCGGCAAGCCAAUCAGAAGGCUCGUGGAAGACAUAUUAGAGCUACCCACGUGGCAGGAGAGAGAGAGGAAAUUGAAUUAGCGAAAUCGAGAGCGAAGUUUACGAAGACGAUCUAUGACAGAUCAUUUUACAUCAAAUGCCAAC